AUGGUUGCAGACGCUCUGGUUUAUCACCCUGCCUUGGCGCACUAUCUGCGCUUUGUGGCUACAACAGUCGGUCGUGACAAGCUUCUUCGCACCCUUCAAUACUUCUCGCGCUUCUAUGCCUGGUAUCUGUACCGCACCAACCAGCCGCAAACCGCGAUUGCCCCGUACAAUGCAGUCAAGAAGCAGUUCGGAACAACACGAAAGAUUCUGAGGAUUGGAAAGUUCAUUGAACAUCUCAAGGCUGCCGCUCUUGCAGCUGACAACAAGGGUCCCAUCGAUCCCGUCCUGCGAUACUUGGCUAUCGGUCGCCAGCUCGGUUAUGCCGGUUACCUGUCCCUCGACACAGUCACAGUCGUCGACGUGAUCGGCUUCCGGAAACUUGCGAGUGUCAAACGCCUGCAAGACUCUGCUUAUCGCGCCUGGUUCUCCGGACUGGCCUGCAGCGUGCUCGCGGGUGUCUAUACCCUAUGGAGGCUGAGCCAGAAGCAGAAGACCCUGGAUUUGAAGGAGGGUGAAGGAGUCGUGGAGGCGAAGAAGCUCGAGAAGGAACGCUCGGCAGCCCGCAUCCAACUUAUCUCCGACCUUUGCGACUUGACGGUUCCCGUUUCAGCUAUCGGGCUCGCAAACCUCGACGAUGGCCUUGUGGGCAUCGCUGGUACAAUCAGCAGUUUGAUCGGUGUGUGGAGUCAAUGGCGAAAGACCGCUUAAACACCCAUCGAAAUGAGUGGCUAGAGAUAGCCUUGUGAUGACUGGCUUCUAAACUGGUUCCUGGGGUGUAUUUUCCGUCGGCGUCAAAAUAUUCACGUCGCUAGUGCUAGAGGGGAUGCACCUGGGAUAGCCUGCUCUGCUUGCACAAAUGCUUGGAAGGAGGAAUAGGCGCGUGGCACCAGAAAAACUGGUUCGUUAGUCACUUCUAGCUCGAUCUCAACCGUUUUUUGUCUGGACAGUGCCCUAG
Molecule: messenger RNA, 955 nt
Organism: Aspergillus nidulans FGSC A4
Lineage: Eukaryota; Fungi; Ascomycota; Eurotiomycetes; Eurotiales; Aspergillaceae
Product: protein pexK
Exons: 3
Coding region: 1-708 (235 amino acids)
Biological process (GO): peroxisome fission
Cellular component (GO): peroxisomal membrane
Source: RefSeq, a predicted model, not a curated record